ACGGUGUUGGGAAUGGUCGCCUCGAAUUUAAUAGGACGAGGGGAACCGAUACUGCAUCCAUCGCCAUUGGUGUACUUGUAGCUGGUGUAGCUUCGGAAGGGGAGACACGUUAGGGUUUCACUGAGCUUCCAUGGAGCUGAGAUCUCGGCGCUGCCCGUCCGAGCAGCCUAGCGGCGGACCAGACUGCAUCAGCGUCCUUCCCGACGACCUGCUCCUCCUCAUCCUCGCCCGACUCGGAUGCGCCGGCGCCGCCGCGCGCACCGGCGUCCUCUCCCGCCGGUGGCGCGGCCUCUGGCCCCGCCUCCGCCAGAUCGUCUUCCGCGACGUCCCCUACGCUUCGCUCGAAGCGGCGCUCGGCGGCGUCUCUCGCCCCCCUCCCCCGGUUUCCCUCCUCGAAUUCCGCGUCCCCGACAAGCGUCUCCCUGGGCAUCGCAGGCCCGACUCCGCCGGCAUCAACUCGCUGCUGCUCGCCGCAGCGGGGCUCGAGCCGGAGGCUCUCGUCGUGGCUCUCCCCUCGCACUUAAUAGGCUGUACCCUCGUCCUCGACCUGCCUUACUUCCACCGCGCCGCCUCCAUCGUGCUAGACAUUUGUUCCAUCCUCAGCGUGCCUGCCGGCGUCGAGUUCCCCGCGCUCGAGACGCUGUCUUUGUCGUGCUUCCUUCCCGACCUUGACUCCUUCAUCCCCUGCUGCCCGCGCUUGCGCACGCUCCGGCUUGGCAGCCUCUUUUUGGGCGUCCUGCGCCUCAACUCUGUGUCGCUGCAGGAGCUUGUGGUGGAUCGCGAGGCAGGAUUGACAGACCAUAUCAGCAUCGUUGCCCCCGUGCUCAGGCAAUUGACCAUGUCCUUCAUAUCCUCGAACCCCAGCAUCUCCGUCUCGGCACCAAUGCUGGAGAAGGUCUCAUGGCGCUGCUGCUAUACCGACGGCUCUAUUGUGUUUGGUGUUUGGCUACUCGAGGAGGUGUUACUACGGACGACAGAGACACUAGGGCAACUCCCUUCGCUGCACAUUCAUUUUGGCGCCAGCUCGUCUAUUUUUCAUGGUGAAGUGGAUACCCUUACUCAGGAGAUAGAAAAGCACAUGAUUGCUGAGUUUUCUGUUUUGGAGCUACAUCUCAAAACAAGUGGACAUGUGUUUGGAGCACUCACGAUUCAUCUCCUUGGGAUGAAUCGACUUUGUACUGCUAUGCAGAAGAUUAAGGUCAUCCUACAGAGAUCAGCGGUGAAAGAAAGAUGCUCACCAGAUUGUCCAUGUGAGUCCUCGGGCUGGAGAGUCCAAACUAUUUCCUUGACCGCUCUCGAAGAAGUGGAGAUCAACGGCUUUGAAGGAGACAAUCAUGAGCUUGAUUUCUUGAAACUGGUACUCAGAUGUGCACCAAUGCUUAAAAGAAUGAUUGUGAAGCUGUCAGAUAAGGCCUCAGCAAGUAACUAUAGACGCACAAAACUAUACAACAUCUUCAGGGCCAAUUCAUCCGUGGAAUUCUAUGUCUAUCUUAGCUCCGGGUUAAUGCACGGUAGCCAAAAUUGCCUCUCUACAUGAUUCUCAUCCAUGCAUCUGUGGACAUGUGUUGUGCAUCAACAAAACCGCUCUUUCCUGCGAUGGCCAACUCUGUUACCUGUGUUAGGAUUUUGCUUUGUUUUGCUUCAACCGAUUAUCUUAGGUGUUGUUUUGCCAGUGUACUGAAGCUUCAUAUGUGGCUCUAAGUGGCACACUCUUAGUUAAUUUCUGAAUGGUUCCUAUGCCAUUCAGUAAUCGAAGUUAAUGCACUCAA
Messenger RNA from Aegilops tauschii subsp. strangulata, 1769 nucleotides. RefSeq lists its product as uncharacterized. Gene Ontology annotation, molecular function: protein binding. NCBI's taxonomy places the organism in Eukaryota, Viridiplantae, Streptophyta, Magnoliopsida, Poales, Poaceae. The record is from RefSeq and is a predicted model, not a curated record.